GUUCAAACAUAUUCACAUUGCAUUCCUUUCAUCUCUUCACUUUAGGGCUUUCCUUACUUAUAAAAAUAUGCCUCGUUUAUCUUCCCCCCGAACCCAAGAUGAGUGCUUAUAUGAUUCUCAGUGGACGAAGGAGGUGGAUAACUUGUUUAUUGACCUUCUCUUAGAUCAACACUUUGAAAGUGAUUGGAAGUGCAGACGUCCAUCAAUUCCCAUUAUCGAAGUGAUAAAUAAUUUGUUGGAGACAGACUUUAUCAUAACUGAGUUGGAAGGAUGUGUGGAUUUCCUUAACAAACGCUACCUUGUGUUUCUAUGGAUGCUAGGGAAGCACGACCUCCGUCACCACAAGGGAGCCAAUGUUUUAACUACCCCGGUUGAUGUUAAUUCUAUAUUAUACCAGUCAAACCCUUUUAGCAUUUCCUAUCAGGACUUGGGCAAGUAUUUCGUGCCGACAUUUUCCCUUAGAAAGCCUUUGGGGGUGAUGCAGCAACCGAAGUUGUUUCUUUCUGAUGUUGAACAGGAUGGUGUGGACGUCGCCGAAUCGUCCAUUAACACUGAGGAAGGAAAUCUUUGUCGAAACAGUAUUGUUCAGACAUCCGGUCGACCACGUGACAAGGACAUAUCCUCCGAGUGCUCAGUGAAUAAGUCUAGUCAUGUGGUCAUCUCACCAGUCGGUGGUCGUCCCUCUUUGUGCAUUCCUCGACCGCCCUACAAAUGUCGCCCCCCACCUUGCAAGGGAUCAUGCAGCGACCCCAUGAUUAAAAGAAAU
Molecule: messenger RNA, 766 nt
Organism: Striga asiatica
Lineage: Eukaryota; Viridiplantae; Streptophyta; Magnoliopsida; Lamiales; Orobanchaceae
Source: the annotation of a GenBank genome assembly